GUAUAAAGUCCAGCAGGUGGAAGGACCAGGCUGGGACUCCUGUGUCCCUCCCAGUGAAGGACACAUGGCCCGGGCAGCCGGGGGCCUCGGGGUCUGGAGGAGCUUGGUGCUGUUGGGUUUGUGCAGCUGGACGGUGGGUGGGGAAGCAGGUUGCCCAGAAUGGCACUGGUUGAGGGAGUGGGAGGCAGACAAGUGUGGGGCAUUGGCUGACAGGGUCCCUCAUCCCAAACCCCAACCAGUGAGGGGCCUUUGGGUACAUGCUGAGAUUAACAGCUCCCUCAGCUUGCAAUGGGAGGAGCCCCAGAGCUCUGUCCCACAGAACCUCACGUUCUGGGACCUGUGGAAUCUAGGCAGCAACACAAGUGACACUCAGAAGACCACAGACACCAGUGUCACCAUGGAGGGACCGUGUCCUGGGUCUUCAUAUGCGUUUUCUGUAUGUAUGGAAAAAGAUGGAGUCAAUGGCACCUGGGAGUCUCUCAACGCUUCCACAGCCCCCAACCCAGUGAGGUGCCUGCGGGUGGGUGCACGGACCAACAGCUCCAUCAGCCUGUGCUGGGAGGCGCCCCAGGACCCAACCUCCCAGAACCUCACCUACUGGGUCCUGUGGACUGGAGACGGAGAUGACGGAGAUACCCAGAAGACCACAGACACCAGUGUCACCAUGGAGGGACUGCGUCCUGGGUCUUCAUAUGCAUUUUCUGUGUGGGUGGAGAAAGAUGGAUUCAAUAGCACCAGGGAGACUCUCCAGGCUGCUACAGCCCCAAAUCCAGUGACCAACCUGAGAGUGCAUGCUCAGACCAACAGCUCCAUCAGCCUGCGCUGGGAGGAGCCCCAGGGCUCGGCCUCCCAGAACCUCACCUACCGGGUCCACUGGACUGGAGACGGGGAUGACGGAGACACCCAGAAGACCACAGACACCAGUGUCACCGUGGAGGGACUGCGUCCUGGGUCAUCAUAUGCAUUUUCUGUGUGGGUGGAGAAAGAUGGAGUCAAUGGCACCAGGGAGACUCUCCAGGCUGCUACAGCCCCCAACCCAGUGAGGUGCCUGCGGGUGGAAGCUCAGACCAACAGCUCCAUCAGCCUGCGCUGGGAGGUGCCCCAGGACCCAAGCUCCCAGAACCUCACCUACUGGGUCCUGUGGACUGGAGACGGGGAUGAUGGAGACACCCAUAAGACCACAGACACCAGUGUCACCGUGGAGGGACUGCGUCCUGGGUCUUCAUAUGCAUUUUCUGUGUGGGUGGAGAAAGAUGGAGUCAAUAGCACCAGGGAGACUCUCCAGGCUGCUACAGUGCCCAACCCAGUGAGGAGCCUGCGGGUGGAAGCUCAGAAGAACAGUUCCAUCAGCCUGCGCUGGGAGGAGCCCCAGGGCUCGGCCUCCCAGAACCUCACCUACCGGGUCCUGUGGACUGGAGAUGUAGAUGGUGGAGACACCCAGAAGACCACAGACACCAGUGUCACUGUGGAGGGACUGCAUUCUGGGUCUUCAUAUGCGUUUUCUGUGUGGGUGGAGAAAGAAGGAGUCAGUGGCACCAGGGAGACUCUCCAGGCUGCUACAGCGCCCAACCCAGUGAGGAGCCUGCGGGUGGAAGCUCAGACCAACAGCUCCAUCAGCCUGCGCUGGGAGGAGCCCCAGGACUCGGCCUCCCAGAACCUCACCUACUGGGUCCAGUGGACUGGAGACGGAGAUGAUGGAGACACCCAAAAGACCACAGACACCAGUGUCACCGUGGAGGGACUGCGUCCUGGGUCUUCAUAUGCAUUUUCUGUGUGGGUGGAGAAAGAUGGAUUCAAUAGCACCAGGGAGACUCUCCAGGCUGCUACAGUCCCCAACCCAGUGAGGAGCCUGCGGGUGGAAGCUCAGACCAACAGCUCCAUCAGCCUGCGCUGGGAGGAGCCCCAGGGCUCGGGCUCGGACGCAAGGGACUUUAUCUACUGGGUCCUGUGGACUGGAGACGGUGACACAAAUGGGACCCAGAACACAAGACACACCAAUGUCACUCUGGAUGAGCUUCAGCCUGGAUCCUUGUACCAGUUUUUGGUGUGGUCAGAGAAGAAUGGGAUUAACAGUACUCAUGAGACUGAAAAUGCGACCACAGCUCCCAACUCGGUCACACAUCUGCAAAACACAAGUGAGACCAACACCUCAGUCUCCCUGACCUGGGAGGCCCCUGAAGACCCCCACUCACACCUCUACACAUAUCAGAUCCAAUGGGGCAGCGAGGCACAUCCCCCUGAAGCUGGGGCCAACUGGACGGGAAGGAGCAAGGAGACGCGGUAUGUGGUGACGGCCCUCAGGCCUGGCACUCUGUACACCUUCAGAGUGUGCGCUGAGAGGAAUGAGGUGGCCAGCCACAUGCAGAGCCUCCACGCAUCCACAGCUCCAGACUCCGUCACCAUUGCCUCCUGUGUCAGCGCCUCGGGGGGCUAUGGGCUCAUCCUGAACUGGCCCUGCCCCACGGGGGGGUAUGAUGGUUUUGAGCUGAAGGUGGGCGGGCAGCAGGGCUCCCAGCACAGAUCUGAAUGCGGGACCCGUGUGCUCCUGUCGGGCCUUGGGCCGGCCCGGUCCUACACAGUCACCGUCACAACCAUUUGGAGCGGACUGAGGGCCGUGUCUGUCCCGGCGACCUGCUACACUGACAGUGCAGGCGUCAUUGCCGGAGCUGUUGUGGGUGUCCUCCUGCUCCUCCUCCUUGUGGGCCUGGUGGUUUUGUUCCUGAAGAAGAGGAAAAGGAAGCAGCAGAAGCAGGAAGCACCGCAGGACCUGGCGCUCAGCUUUCCCGGGGACAUCCUGGCCAAAAACUUCGCUGACCACGUCAGACGAAACGAGAAGGACAGCAACCGCGGCUUUGCCGACGAGUACCAGCAACUGUCCCUGGAGGGCGAGGGCCAGCCGCAGCUGGUGGCCUUGGCUCCGGAGAACAAGGCCAAGAACCGCUACCGAAACGUGCUGCCCUACGACUGGUCUCGGGUGCCCCUGCAGCCCCUCCACGACGAGCCGGGCUCGGACUACAUCAACGCCAGCUUCAUGCCUGGCCGCAGCAGCCCCCGGGACUUCAUCGCGGCCCAGGGCCCCCUGCCGCAGACCGUGGGCGACUUCUGGCGCCUGGUGUGGGAGCAGCAGAGCCGCACCGUGGUGAUGCUCACCAACUGCCUGGAGGCCGGCCGGGUGAAGUGUGAACACUACUGGCCUCUGGACACCCAGCCCUGCACCCAUGGGCACCUGCAGGUGGCCUUGGUGGGUGAGGAGGUGACAGAGAACUGGGCUAUUCGGGACCUGCAGCUGCUCCACGUGAAGGAGAAGAAGUCCCUGUCUGUGCGACAGUUCCACUACCUGUCCUGGCCAGACCAUGGCGUGCCGCACUCCCCAGACCCCUUGCUGGCUUUCUGGAAGACACUGAGGCUGUGGCUGGACCAGACCUCGGAGGGAGGCCCACCCAUCGUGCACUGCAGUGCUGGAGUCGGCCGCACGGGCACCCUCAUUGCUCUGGUCGUUCUGCUGCAGCAGCUGGAGUGUGAGGGCCUCGUGGGGCCCUUGGGCUUCAUGAAGAAGAUGAGGCAGAGCCGGCCCCUGAUGGUGCAGACAGAGGCCCAGUACGUGUUCCUGCACCAGUGUAUCCUGCGCCACCUGGAGCUGUCAGCAGCCACCCCGGUCCAGAAGGAUGCAGUGUAUAAGAAUGUGGCAAGCCUCAUCUAUGAGAAUGCAGAUGCCAUCCGGGCCCACGAAUUACAGGUGUAAGCCGGAGAAUGGGCUGUUAGAACAGCCACACUUGAGCUCUGGGUCUCCCAGCCCAGAUUCCUGGACCCGUGGGACAGUGGAGGGCUGGGCCCAGGAUCCUGGCUCCUGUGGGGAGGAUGCUGGGAGCACUGGCUCCUCCGCUGCUCUGGAGUCUGGGCCUGCACUGGGCGGACCUGGACUCUGGUCCCUUGACCAGGAGGGUGGAGCUGUGGCCUGGGGAAGGCUCUCUGGCAGUUAUCUGGAGCCUGCCUGGGCUCUCAGGAAGGAAGGACUGCAGCCCAAGGGGCAAGGGCAGGCUGGACCCAGCUCUGCUUUUCCUUUGGAAGCCAAGGCCAGCUUCUGGGAUCUGAGGGCUACAGCAUCCCCUGCCCGAGGUCUCCCUGCACCCCACUCCACAUGUUUUCCUACUUCCCAUAAUUUAUUAAAUCAUUGUUCUCCCCAGAGGCUGCUCCAGUGGAUUUCUGGGUCAGGGUGUGAUACUGGGUGGGAGUGGGUGUGGGCUCCUGCAGGAGACCCAGGGUCUUCUCAGAAGUAGCUAGGCGUGGAAGGCUUCUAGGGAAGGCCUCUGUGUCCAAGAUCUGGGUUGUGCGCACUCCUGAGGUGGUGACUGGGGGCGCGGGUGGUGGGCAGGAUACCCGACCUCUAGAAGGGGUUCUCUUGACUCCUGGGACUGGGUGUGAGGUGUGUGUGUCGU
Messenger RNA from Octodon degus (degu), 4436 nucleotides. It is a transcript of the gene Ptprh, whose product is annotated as protein tyrosine phosphatase, receptor type H. The record is from RefSeq and is a predicted model, not a curated record. The transcript is spliced from 23 exons. Lineage: Eukaryota; Metazoa; Chordata; Mammalia; Rodentia; Octodontidae. Gene Ontology annotation, biological process: protein dephosphorylation. Bases 65 to 3742 code for a protein of 1225 amino acids. Gene Ontology annotation, molecular function: protein binding; protein tyrosine phosphatase activity.